Molecule: messenger RNA, 1241 nt
Organism: Apis cerana (Asiatic honeybee)
Lineage: Eukaryota; Metazoa; Arthropoda; Insecta; Hymenoptera; Apidae
Gene: PI31
Product: Proteasome inhibitor 31 kDa
Biological process (GO): proteasome-mediated ubiquitin-dependent protein catabolic process
Molecular function (GO): endopeptidase inhibitor activity; proteasome binding
Source: RefSeq, a predicted model, not a curated record
UUUGGCGGUAACGCAACAAAAUUACACAAUGAUUUAAUUACAUAAAAUUUUGGCUAAUAAAUUCAAAAAAUUAAAAAUGGAAUUUAUAUUUAUUUUUAGCAAUUAUAAUAUAUAAUAUGUAAAUUACCAAAAAAAUAUUUUACUAAUUCCGGAAAGCAAAUCGUCAAUUGCAUUGAAACACCAAUGGCGUAAAUACAAAUCGAGAAACUUCAAAACUUGUUUGUCACUAAGUGUUAAAAUGGUUGAUACAAAUAAUAUAUUUGGUUUUGAACUUUUCCAAGAAAUAUACAAUAAACAAAUUACAAAAAAGGAGGAUCUAUUAAUUCUAUUCAUUCAUUGGUAUCUUAUAAAACAGGGAUUUAGAUGUAUUGGAAUCGGUGAUUCUAAAGUAUUUGAACCAUCAGAAAAAGGAUCUCAAUUACUUCCAGAAGGAUGGAACAUGCAACCAAGUUAUACAUUACGUUACAUAAAUAAUGGAAAAUUAUUCAUAUUCCAUGGUAUAAAAUCUGAUGAAGAUCUGCUUGUAAAUUUAUUGAAAAUUCAUGAUCAAAAAGUAUCUACCAUUCAGUUUCCAAUUAAUCAAACUAUAAAUGAUCUCCAUGGAACAUUGGAAGUUAUAAUACCUUCAUAUCAAAAUAUUAUAAAUAUAAUUCAAACAGAUAUUAUAGAUACAUUGAUUCCUAGUAAUACAACAGAAAAUUCUACUCAGACAAUAUAUAAUACACCUGGAGAUGAUUCAUUAAGGGCUGAUCCAUUAAGGGUAUUGCCACAAUCUUCAUUUGCAUCAUCACAAUGGCGUCCCGCAGCUGAUCCUACAAAUAUAGGAGCCGCAGAUUUAAAUCCAUUAGGACGCGGCGGUGGCAUGAUUUUUGAUCCAUUUUCAUCACAACGUAAUCCUAUAGAUCCAUACAGGCCAGCUUUAGGAGUUCCUGGCAGAUUACCAUCUGGCGCGGUCCCGCCGUUUGCAAGAUUCGAUCCUUUUGGUCCACCAGAUCUUGAUCGACCAAGACCACGACGUGAUCCAGAUAAUGAUCAUUUACCUCCUCCAGGAUACAAUGAUAUGUUUAUGUAAAAUAAACAAAAUGUAACGAAAAAUAUAUCGCUAAGAUUUAUUAUUAUACAUUUUAUUUUUAUGUUAUUUGAAAUAUAUAAUUAUAUAAAAAAAAUGAUUAUAUUAAAAAAAGAAAUUAAAUUUAAUUAAGCAAUAUUAAAUAAACGAUUUUAAUUCUAUGUAAAAAAAA